AAAAGCUAAUCACUGAUUGGUUGCUAUAGGUAACUGCCCAUGGGCUUAUUUGCCCAGUGUUGAUAAAUGAGCCCCAAUGUGCUUUGUGUGAAGCUGUAUAUCACUUCUUAUACCGUGCCUUCUCUCUUUAAAGACUUUAGUUUAGAGUCCUAAUAAUUUACAUGUUUGCUGUGUUGUGAGAAUAACUCUGACUUUGGGUGGUUGCUGUAAAAGGUAGAUUAGAGCUGUAAGUGGAAUAUUGGCUGGGACUUGGAGAAAAGUUUUGGAAUAGGAGGGCUUUGAAAAUGUAUUGUGUUUUUGUAGAGAUGCCAUGGCGCAUGCCCAGCUUAAGGGUGCUUUAUAGAACAGAGAGACAGACUGCUGUAUUUGGAUGGAUAAUUUUGGGAGGCCGUUGGAUAAUACGGGCUGUGCUUGAGCUCUUUCCCACUAUAUACUUCCUAGGGUUAUAUGAGGACACUGAAAUAAAUCAGCUGCUUUCAGCCAACCUCCAAACUCAUUCUAACAGCAACAGAGCCCUCCCACUUCUUCUGUCUCUCCGCUCUCUAACACUUGGGUUCCACCUAAACUUCCCAGAUACUUCUGUCUCACUCUCUGCAUUGCCUCUGCAAAGCCUCAUCUCCAGGUGUCUCUUGCAGCUGAUGGCAGAGAUGUUCUUGCAAUGAGGCACGUGGUCUUGAUAUAUAUGAAGCAACAUGGAACAAGCACAACACAGAAAUAGCACCAAAGAUCAUAUGCAGAGACACAGAAGAAGUAAAGCAAAACACAGUCCUCAGGUUGCCAAUGAAAAUAAGAAUCCAGCUGCACUAAUGCAAUCAAUGUGUCAGCCAGCACCCAGCCCUCUUUUAAGUGGAAAUGAAAAAAAAGAUUCUGUUUUGCAAAAUUCUGAAGAAGGUCGAAUCGUUAAAGUGGAAAUGGAAGAAAAGAUGUUGAAAAAAAAGCUGAAGGCUCAUCCAGAAAUCCCAGGUUUAAACCUUGAGAAGUCUGCAAAAGAUCUUCAACGCUGCUCAGUUUCCAUAAGCAGAUAUCGUGAGAUGGUUAAAGAAGAGGUGGAGAUCUCUGUGAGAAAUAUCAAGAGUACUUUUACUGAGUUAUACAAGAGUCUCAUAGACCGAGAAGCUCAGUUGAUGUUGGAAGUAGAGAAGCUUAAAUGUGAAGCUUUGGAAAAUUUGUUGGCCCGAGAGCGGAAAGCAGAGGAACUGAGAAGAUUCACAGAGUUCUCCAGCCAAAGGACGGACAUACAGAUGGUUGAACUGAGAUCCCAAAUUAAGCACUUUGUAAGUGAGCGCAAAUAUGAUGAAGAACUACUUAAGACAGCAAGAGUUUCAUAUGAUGCGGAGGAACUGAAGCGCCAGAUUCUCACCUGUGGAGAAAUUUCUCAUCCUAAAAACAGUUAUUCUGCGAGGCAAGAAUGCAACCAAAUGUUUUCAUUUGAGACAGACAAUAUCACUGAAACCAACCCUAAAACACAGUGCGAACAUAUGCAAAAACCAGCACACAACAGGAAGAGUUACGCAGAAAGCACUAAAAUUGCAAAUGCUGUUUCCAAAGAGCCUCUGGAUUCUACCAACCUUUCUGCCUGUAUAACUAAGCAGAGAGCAGGAUAUUCCCAGCAGAGAAACCCUGCACCCAAAUUGCAGAGGGUAAGACUGAAAGAGCAGACUGAGCAUGUUAAGAUGGAGGAAGCAGCUCAGAGCUGUAGCGCUGUUUCUACAAAUGAGAAGAUAAGGGGGCAGCACUACACCCGCAGGAAUAAGUACAGAAGAGGCUUACAUAAUAAUGAGCCACCUUCAGCUGAGGACAACACCAAGCACAGGAGGGAUGAAAGACAAGUGGGAAAACGAACACCUCCUCAAAGUGGCUCUUUUUCAUCAUCUCCUUAAUCUUAAUGAUUCAUAUGUUACCUAUCAACUGAUGGUCACUUUUGUUCAUAUCAGCAAUAGCCUCUGCAUGGUCUGCUAGCAAAUCCAAAGAUGGUGUCUGAUUUCUGUCAUUUCUAUGUGUUUUAAAAGAAGUUUUUAUCAAAGAGCAAACUCUGACCCAUUGAUCAAUAUGCUCCCAAAAAUCCCACAUAUUUGCUUAAUAUAGUUUUUUCGAAGGGCUCUGCAUGCAUAGAUGUUCCUGCUCAAGCCUCUCUGUAACCCCCUUCCCCCGCCGUGUGCUCGCAUCUGAGCUCGAGGAAAUGGGGGCCCGGACCGCAGGGUCUGCUUCCUCUAUAGUUACGCCACUGGCACUGUAGCAGAAAUGGCUGGCGAUGAGGAAUGUCAUGUACAAAUACGCUCUUUGUGCACAAACACGAACUUUAUGUUAGAUGUGUAAAUGGAUAUGAAUGCCACAUAUUUUCAAUAUGCAACUGUUUAUUUUGUGUUCAGCUACAUUGUAUAAUGCUGCAGAGUACUUUGCUGCUUACAUACAUAAACUUAAAUAAUAAUAAUUGUACUUUCUGGAAACUAUUUAAUCUUAGGCUGCUGCCACACCAGGUGGAUCUUCAGCCUACGUUUAUCAGCCCCUACACUAUCUGAUGUGCCUUCAGUGGCCAAUGUGCAGGCACAAAGAGCAGAUUUCUGCACCAAAAUGCAUACUCACAUUCUUUUCAUUCUGUGAAAUACUCUAUUUACAAUCUAUGCUGCUAAACCAAGUCACUGACCUUGUCCCUGUCAGAGCGACUUGGGUGGUGCUAUCAGUUCUUUUUAUAUAGGCCAAAAAAUCCAUUACUUUGGAAAGUUCCCUUUCCCACUACAGUAAUCCUCUGGCAAGACCAGGCAAAUCAAAUGAUAUUAAAUGAGGCUGCCUAGAAAAAUUCAAAAAAAGCCUGGCUGAAGCAAGAGUAAAUGAACAUAUAAAAAUGUUUGAACAAGAAAUGUUACACUGUUUUUCUUCUUUUUCCCUUUUACUUAUCUUUAUAUAAUGUAGAUUAUUUUUAGGAAAGAUAACGGACGUUCGUUGAGAGUGAGUAAUGGCAGUUAAAAUUGCAAAAGUUGUAUUUUAUUGAUAUCAAGUUGUAAUAAAGGAAAACUUGACAUAAGCAAAUAUAAUGAUGUAAGCGAUGUGUAGAAUGUAAAACACUGUACAAUGUAUGUAUCUUGAAUUUCAACUAAUAAAAAAAAAAAAAGACGAGCUAUAACAAAAAGAUUGCUGGAAA
Xenopus laevis (African clawed frog) is the source of this 3139-nucleotide messenger RNA. It is a transcript of the gene spats2l.L, whose product is annotated as SPATS2-like protein. NCBI's taxonomy places the organism in Eukaryota, Metazoa, Chordata, Amphibia, Anura, Pipidae. The coding region runs from base 693 to 1880 and encodes 395 amino acids. The transcript is spliced from 10 exons. The record is from RefSeq and is a predicted model, not a curated record.